CCAGCACGCGCGUCGGUGGCUCUCUGACCACCAGCUCUCCACCCGCCAGGAGGCUAGCCGUGCAGUGCUGCGAUGGAGUCUCUCCGAAGCCAUGCCUCGGACGCGCCUCACCUGCCCUUGUCCUUUCCGCUCACCUCCAUCCCGCAUCGCUUUGUCGUCAAAGCACUGUGACUGCGCCGGCCCUGCUUUGUUCGGACCCGACCCAGCACUUGCUUAUUUAACGACUCCACAUCUCGGCCGGGACUUGCAGCCUGUUUCUCUCUCCACGACCAGCUGAGUUUGUUUUUCCUCUUCGACCUCGACGGUUAUCAUCCACUCCUUCAUUUUCUCUCUCUCUCUCGCCGCCAUGAUUGUUCGCUUCCCUCUUCUGCUCUUCCUUCUCGCCAAUGUCGCGCCUUUGGACGCCAGCCUGCUAUCUCGAGGCUCUGAGUCGGUCGUACGCGCGGCCACCCGUGCUCAGCAGCGGGGCGUGGGCCUCGUUCGUGAUGUGCGACUUGCAUAUUCGAGCAUGCUCAUUGGACGGUCCGACGACUCGGCCUCGCAGCAGCCAUAUUGCGUAAACGUUGCGUCCAAUGGAUCAUCACUUACCGGAGGAGGCGAUUCUGGAGGAGGGAGCGGAGGCGGCUCAGUGGUCGGGUCUGGGACGGUGCGUCCCUCGGGAACGUCGUCUGCAGUUCCCGCCGCUAGUAGCAGUGCAGCUUUGUCUUCUCCGUGGAAGCUCAAGCAGAGCUACGAGGGAAGCUCCUUCUUCAAUGGAUGGUCGUUCUUCACUAAUACUGAUCCGACUGGUGGAACGGUUGACUAUUUGGAUGGAUCCGCUGCGCAAUCCGCGAACCUGACUGGCGUCAACAGCGCCGGGAACGCCUACAUGCGGGUCGACACCACGCCCGUCGUUUCUGGCGCGCGCAAGAGCGUGCGGAUCACGACUGACUUCACCUACACGCAGGCACUCAUCGUCCUUGACGCGGUGCACAUACCCACUGGGUGCGGGACGUGGCCCGCGUUCUGGUCGAACGGCCCGAACUGGCCCGCUGGCGGGGAGAUCGACAUCGUCGAGGGUGUGAACACGUACACGAACGACCAGGUCACGCUCCAUACGAACACCGGGUGUUCGCUGCCCUCGACGGACGCGAGUACGCUGGGGAUCUCGGGGACGCUGGUUAGUAGCCAGGACUGCUCGGUGUCGGGCACUGGGGAUACCGGAUGUGGCGUGCGAUCUACUGCGACGAACUCGUUCGGACCUGGGUUCAAUUCGAUGGGUGGCGGUGUCUAUACGAUGGGGUGGGACGAUAGCGGCAUUACUGUCCACUUCUUCCCUCGCAGCUCCAUCCCGAGCGACAUCACCUCAGGCGCACCCAACCCAUCGGCAUGGGGAACGCCCAUCGCCAGCUUCCCCUCUUCCUCAUGCAACACGACGGAGUUCUUCUACGACCACUCGGCUAUCUUUGAUACGACGCUCUGUGGCGCUUGGGCCGGAGAUGGUUGGGCCUCCACCGGUAUACCUGGGCAGGAGACCAGCUGCGCUUCGAUGACCAAUACAGCGACGUGCGCAGACUACGUCCUGAAUAAUGGUGCGGCGUUCAAUGAAGCAUACUGGGAAGUUAAGAGUGUCAAUAUCUACCAGAAAAGCUGAAGAGUUCCCCUUGUAAUGCUGCGACGUACAUCUUCUCCCAAUCUCACCUUCUUGUGGACAUGUAUCCUACGACGUUAUUGUAUCCCUAGCUGUUCCACCAUGUAGACUGAAUUGCUGAAGUCAUUUUAACACUGCGCUUUCUGAGUCUCAACGUAUCGCUGGAGGACCGAGGUUAUCUCGAGUCAGCAAAGAGGCAUGCACGACGCGAGGCAGACGCAC
Messenger RNA from Rhodofomes roseus, 1852 nucleotides. Its product is annotated as concanavalin A-like lectin/glucanase domain-containing protein. Gene Ontology annotation, molecular function: hydrolase activity, hydrolyzing O-glycosyl compounds. The coding region runs from base 347 to 1633 and encodes 428 amino acids. Gene Ontology annotation, biological process: glucan catabolic process. The record is from RefSeq and is a predicted model, not a curated record. NCBI's taxonomy places the organism in Eukaryota, Fungi, Basidiomycota, Agaricomycetes, Polyporales, Fomitopsidaceae. The transcript has 6 exons.